AUGCACCUUAACCUGGGCUAUGAAGGCAGCUGGAUGACUGUUGAUAUUUUCAAUCUUUUGGCGGAGCAGCGUACCCUGCGCCAGUUUAGUGGGAACGCCUUGGUCAAUAAACACAUACUGGAAUCCCUGGACAACCCAUCACCUUUUAUGACUUUACAUUAUCUCAUUAUAUCAGUGACAUAUGAUGCCAUCCCGUUGCCAUUACACAUGGUAUCGCCAGUACGGACCCUCGGUUUGAAGGUCAGGUUGAGUGAAAGUAGCGACUCUGAUGUUCCCAGCAGCACCAUAUUUCGGGACAUUUACAAGCUGACGGAGCUACGUCACCUUGAGCUCUUGGACUAUGGCCCUAUUGCCGUGACAUCGAAUGAAGAUAUUCGGUCCCCUCGGCCACUUAACGCAACUGAGACAAUUGACCGUUUUAGACUUCCGGGUACCAGACUUUACGGAUAG
Aspergillus pseudonomiae is the source of this 450-nucleotide messenger RNA. RefSeq lists its product as uncharacterized. The record is from RefSeq and is a predicted model, not a curated record. Bases 1 to 450 code for a protein of 149 amino acids. Lineage: Eukaryota; Fungi; Ascomycota; Eurotiomycetes; Eurotiales; Aspergillaceae. The transcript has a single exon.